AUGUCAAAUUCCGAUAAGCAGAGCAACAAGUUUGCGUGGAGUCACUAUGAAGCGAUUGAUCUGAAGGGAAAAGGUCGUCAGGAGACCUUUACAAUACGACAUCUGAAGCAGGGAUCAACUGGCGCUGUCAGCACGUGGCCAGUCGCUUCAGUUUUGUUAGACUAUCUUGUACUGCGAAAUGGCUUGGCUCGAAAGGUUCCUUCUGUUGAUACCUUGAAUAUGGCCGAUAAUUCACUCCAACAACAAGAAAGUACCGAUCCUUUGGCUGCUAAUGAUGAUAAUGAGUCCUACAACAUUGUCGAGUUGGGUGCGGGUACGGGUUAUCUAGGAAUCGGACUAGCGCUUUCCCUGAAUCGAGAGGCAAAUCUCAGCAGCAAGGAAGAUGGCGUUCGCUUUCAACCCAAAGUCCGCGUAAUGUGUACGGACAAUGAUCAACGAACAAUCAAGAAUAUGCGAUUCAACGUUAUGGAUCAACCAAAGGAAGGAAUGCUAAGCAAGGCUGUCACGGUUCAAAAUCUUGCUUGGGGUACUGAUGUUGGUGGUACUAAAUUUUCCAAUGCGAUAGGCUCUCAAUUCGGAUCACGGCAAAAAAACAAAAGUGAAAAGGAGGAGAAGGAAGAAGAUCCCUUGCGACUUGUGACGCAUCUUAUUGCCUCGGAUGUGCAUUACGGUGUCACAACUCUUGAUCCACUGUCAUCUGUUAUUUCCGCGUUUAAGUUGCGAAAUCCAAACGUAGUUGUUAUAGUCUUGUUGAAGGAACGAUCACCCGAGGUAUAUGCAGAUGUAACUGGCUUAAAAGCGGAAAUUGAAUCAAAAGUACAAAGUGGGCUUGGAGAUAAAGAGUGCUCAUUGGAUACUCAAACUGCAUUGAAAGAUUUUUUUGUAAGCGUACGCGACGUGAUUCACCACGACAUAACCAAUAUGAAAAUGGUCGAGUGUUGA
Cylindrotheca closterium is the source of this 942-nucleotide messenger RNA. The record is from the annotation of a GenBank genome assembly. Lineage: Eukaryota; Bacillariophyta; Bacillariophyceae; Bacillariales; Bacillariaceae.